AACCACUGAAGGAGAAGAAGCGUCUAAGCCACAGUAGGAAAACCUAGGCUCCCCGUAGCUUUUGUCCUACCCAAUUCGUAUCUUGUCUUUCCUUGUUGAGGCUUUAUUAGGUUAGGCAGUAACUAUGGCUAGCUCAGCCCGUAACCUGCAGGGCUUGAUGCGCCGCGCUUUGGCCGGGGCCGAGGGCAUCAGCAAGGCUGGCGCUGGGCGUGGCUUUGCCUCGGAGUCAAAGGCCUUCACGCCAGAUGGCCGAUAUACGCCUGGCAUCUACAGCAGGACGAAGCCUGUGGACAGGUCCUAUGAAUGGGUGGCGAAGAACCCUUACAUUGAAGCUUGGUACUACCGCCGAGACCAUUACGAGAAGGAGUUCGCUUGGACCCUCCGCCACACGUUCGAGGCGGUCUGGUUCCUUGGCGGCUUUUCCCUGGGCUUCUACCUCCUCUCGGAGUUCUGCUUCAGGCACGCUGACCGACGCAGUGGCUACCCGCGCCGGACCGUCCUUGGCGACGAGCCCGGCAUGGUGCUGCCAGACGAGCGCGAGUUCUACUAAAGGCGUCGUCUGUAUCCUGCCAUAGCGAGGCCCUCUUGUAUCAAAUUGCCUCGCGUGGGCGCACAAAUUUGCCUGUGGCCACUGCCAACGGCUCCUCUGCUUGACUCCCAGCUGAGCCCCUUCCCUUCCAUCAACUCCGUCUUGAAGAGGGAUUGCGCCAGCCUCGUCCAUGAGUAGACAAUGCUUGCACGUCUCAGGAGGGAUGCUAGAGGAAACGUUGUGAUGGAGGUGGGGAAAGCGGCGUAACCAACCGUCGUCCAUCUCUCAGUUCCUAAGGGGGACGGGGGCCGGAAGCAUCACGGCGCUAGGGGGUUUAGGGGUAAGAGGGGCCCAGGGGGUCCCAUGGACAGUCCAGUAGCUGCGCACGGCUACGGACGGAACUGAUAUGGCUACCCACAUGACGCGGUAAGGCAUGUGCCGGCCUGGCCCCGGUGCCUGGUGGUCUGGUGCCGCUGUUGUUGAUGUUUUCGGUGUUUUCACGUCCUGGUGGUGACAUAUACCGCAAGCAGCUCCUAUCUCUCUUAUCUCCUCUUCCGUUGCCCAGGUGCGUGGUGCCGGGGGUUGGCCCUGUGGGGCAGUGAUGGCCCGGCCCUAUGAGGUGGCACGGGUUUUGGUACCCGGAGCGCGGAUUGAUAACAGGCAGGUGUUCGUCUUUGCGCGUGUUGGUGUAUGUGGGGGUAAAGGGUUUGUGGGGAGGGAAUUGGCGGGAGCACGUGUCCCACCUGUGCUGCCAUCGUACAUCGCGGUAUGCAGGGAUUAUACGGGAAAUGGCACGACACGACACGACUGAGCCCACUUCUAGCGGCGGCAACGGCGUAUGGGUUAGCAAGCUGUCUUUCCUGGAUGUUGUUGAUGGUACGAGAUUCAGGGUGUAGCUGAUUUUCGUAAGCUGGUGUCACCAAGAGCUGUGGAUGGUAAUUCUUAUAUCCCCAAAACUUUGGGGGUUUGGGGAUGACUGGGGAUAAUUGUCGGAUGGGGAGGGGGAUAAGCGGAAAAUGCGGAAUGGGAUGAUUUCAGCUUUUUUCGUGGGGGAUUUCCAAGGUGGCAUGUUGUGGUGUGGACUUCGGUCUUCAUGUUGGGGCUGUAAGAGGGUUUUCAUGGGUAGGUUUCCCCACAUGUCCAGUUUCGACGACGCAGUGGAGGGGAGUCACCGGUUGAGAGCUUAUCCAGCGCGCGUGUGUGUAUGUACGGCAGUACGUGCACGAGAUGGGGCAGCACCGGGUCGGCUGGAAUGGCGAUUGUGGAGAAAGAGGGCACGAAUGGUGGCAGAAAUAGAAUUGUAACAUUUUAUCAUGCU
Molecule: messenger RNA, 1847 nt
Organism: Volvox carteri f. nagariensis
Lineage: Eukaryota; Viridiplantae; Chlorophyta; Chlorophyceae; Chlamydomonadales; Volvocaceae
Gene: nuoB4
Product: NADH:ubiquinone oxidoreductase 13 kDa subunit
Exons: 1
Coding region: 125-550 (141 amino acids)
Source: RefSeq, a predicted model, not a curated record